AUGAAUAAUCAUUAAAAAUCUAAUGUAGAAUAAUAACUUUAUGAGAAUCAAAAAGAGUUUGAUAAUAAUAAUGCUUUAUUAAGGAAUAAAGAAUCUCCAAACAAAAAUUUGAGCUACAAAUAUUUCCCAUAAAACGAUUACUCAGAAUCAAAAUUACAAUCCCCUACGACAGAGAUAAAAUAAACUUAGCUUGAAAAUUAACUAAACCUAUCAUAUUUAAAAAACAAUGUUAACGAACAAUUAAAACAAACUUACACAGAAGAUAAUAAAUAAAAUAAAACUCCAAAAAAAAAAACUGAUAUUGAACCUAUAAAAUAUGAAAGAAAAGGGUAUAUUCGAUAAAUAAAAUAAGAUGAAAAUAGAAGAUUGAAAGUUUUCAAGCAUUUGAAGGAUUUAUAUAAUAAUACUUCAGGUUUGAGAAAUGUAGAAGAAUAAUAUAAAAAUUAUGUAAGAGAAAUAGAGGAUAAAGCAGCUUUGGAUAAGAAUUAUAGCUUAAAUUUAAAAAAUAAAAAAAUUGUAGGUGAAGUAUGUAAUGCUUAUAUACAAGUAAGAGGAGAUGGAAACUGUUUUUAUACAGCAUUUGGUUUCUAAUUCCUUUAUCAUUUGCUUUUUUCAUAUUCUGAUUAAGAAUUUACUGAAUUCAUUUAUAGAAUUUAGAAUUUAAAAAUGAGAUUUAGAAUUUCAUAUAUCAAAUAAUAAAUAGAUGAUUAGUCUAUUGAAAAAGAUUUGUUUGAGGAAUUUAUAUAUAUAUUAGAGGAACUAAGAUAAAUAGAAACGGAAAAUAGAUUUAUGAAACUCAAAGAAGAAUUUGCUAAAUGGUAAAUUAAUUAAAAUGGCGAUGGUUUCUUAUAUUGUUUACAGACUUUAUUCUUUAGAAAUUUGAGUUAUCACUUUUUAGAGUAAAGUGAUCUCAAAGAUGUUGUUUUAGAUAAAGAAAAUUUAUUAAUAUGGGAAGAAGAGUGUAACACAAAUGAAGUAAUUAUAAAAUUAUUGGCAGAAUAAUUAAAAAUGUAAUAAAUUUAAUAGUUAUAAUUAGACAUAUAAAAUUAUUAUUUCUAGAGAAUGAAGUAAUAUUAAGGGAAUAUGAACAACAUAAUAAAAAUAUAAUAAUAUUACUUAUAAAACCUGGACAUUAUAAUAUAGGAUGGAAUUUAAAAUAAUAAUGA
Paramecium primaurelia is the source of this 1166-nucleotide messenger RNA. The record is from the annotation of a GenBank genome assembly. NCBI's taxonomy places the organism in Eukaryota, Ciliophora, Oligohymenophorea, Peniculida, Parameciidae.